Pygocentrus nattereri (red-bellied piranha) is the source of this 4858-nucleotide messenger RNA. It is a transcript of the gene lgalslb, whose product is annotated as lectin, galactoside-binding-like b. The record is from RefSeq and is a predicted model, not a curated record. Gene Ontology annotation, molecular function: carbohydrate binding. The coding region runs from base 242 to 781 and encodes 179 amino acids. NCBI's taxonomy places the organism in Eukaryota, Metazoa, Chordata, Actinopteri, Characiformes, Serrasalmidae. The transcript has 5 exons.
CAGACUCGCUUUUCUGUCCGUCUCACAGUUCCGUCCCUGGCUGCGGCGGUGCCCUGCUGACCGUGGGCACGAGGCGGCUACUCUCCCACUGUCAGGGCACUGACCCUCUCUCUCUCUCUCUCUCUCUCUCUCUCUCUCUCUCUCUCUCUCUCUGUGUCUCUGUGUCUCUCUCUCUCCCCGCUCUCUCCCGCUCCCUCUCCCUCUGACUGCCGCUCAACAUCCUAAUGCUCUUCUGCACAAGAUGGCGGAGCCGAGCAUGGAGAAGGACGCAAUAAAUACUGAAGAUGACCAUCUUAACAAUUCAUUAGGAGACCCUGGCUUGAUCUCCCCUGACAAAGAGGAUAUCUCACGGAUUCUGACGGUUCCGUUCAAAGGACGGAUCAGAGGUGGGAUGAGGCCAGGGAAGAAGAUCAUCAUCAUGGGCAUUGUGGAUCCAGAGCCAGACAGUUUUGAUGUCAGUCUGACCUGUAGCUGCAGUACAGAGAAGGAUGAAGAAGACUUCACAGAUGUGGCCCUGAAACUUAGUGCCAGAUUUGCUGAACGGCAGUUCCUGCGGAAUGCGAGGAUCUCUGGGAAGUGGAGUGACGAAGAGGCUGCGAUUCCAUAUUUCCCUUUCAUCCAAGACCAGCCGUUUAGGAUUGAGAUCCAUUGUGAACACCAGCGUUUUCGGAUCUUUGUGGAUGGACAUCAGCUGUUUGACUUUUAUCACAAAGUAAAGUCUUUGUUGGCCAUUGAUAUGAUCAGGAUAGAUGGGAGUCUACAGAUCACCAAGCUAGGCUAAAUCCCAGCACUCAUGAGCAUGCUCCAGAGAGAACUUCUGAAAGGGGACCAAGACCACCUGUGUGUCGCAAGGCAGUGACAGUGAAGGCCUCUGGGCUUGUGCUCCCAUAAAGACAUCAUCACAGCCUAUAUUUCCUCACUCUGUUCUUUCUUUUUCCUUAUCCCCUUCUUCCAACUACACAUCUUUGAAGGUUGAAAUGUAACAGGUGAAUGGUUGCAAUGUCAGCUGUGUGUCUUUUUGAAUGUUUCUGAAAUCACAACUGUAGCUUCUUCUGUUUUUGUGUAGAUUAUUUUUCAGGGACCAUGUGUAAUUGUAUGCACUCUGUGGUACGACACUGCGCCAGGGGAAUCUUGCUGCUCCAAAAAAGGUACUGCCUAUUCAUAGUUCUGCGCAGUGCUGGUGAAAACUUUCAGGGACUCAGGAAAUCAAAUAUGGUAUGUGUGUUUAAAAAUAUAAAGCAAAAUGAAUAAACAGGAGGACUGGAAUUGCUCAUGGCAAGUAGUCUCAAAAUUCUCUGGAUUGCUAUAGUCAUAGAUCGCUCUAAGUAUUUGUUAUUCCAACCAGAUUUGGUAUGUUGCUUGUGUCUGUGAUUUAUUUCAGCUUAAUGACCUAAAUAAGAGGCAGUGGGGAUUAUUUGUUGAGCUCUACAUUGCAUAGAAUCAUCCAUGAUUGACGUUAUGUAAAUACCUUAGCUACACUGGGCAACUGCUGUUCAUUGCAACCAUUCUUUUUUUGUGGGGAUAAAUAUCUUGCACUGACUUAGUGUAGAAUGUAGUACAUACAGAUUUUUGUUUUUAUUUGAGUUGGGUGUUUAAAUACCAGAAAUUAAGAACUGGUUUAUGAUGUUUGCAAGAUUUUACAAGCCAUUGAAAACAAUAACAAGCAAUGUAUAACAACCUAUCUAAGAAUUAAAAAAAAUUAAUACAAGGUACAAGAUUACAAAGUGUACAAAGCCCUUGUUUUUUUUUUGUUUUGUUGCAAUUUUAUGGUAGUCAAAUAGCUGUUUUGCUUGUUUUUUUUUUCAUAGGAAAAAAAUCGAGUUUGCAAAAUGUACACUUACAAAAAAACUCACCUCCUGAUGUUUACAUUCUCUGUUGUUUCCGCUUAGUGGAAAUUAUGUUUGAAGUAAAAUAGGGCUGAAUCAUUUCUUGAAUGUAAUGUUAUGAACUCGAUAGCAAAUAGGGAAGAAGAAGCAAGCUUAGCCAUAAAGUACCUUAAUUAAUAGCACUAAUCCAUAUUAUUUAUAUUAUAAAACUUAACCUUUGUAUCACUGCUUACAGAGCUACAUCUUGGAUUACAAUGCCAAGGGGUGGCCUGUGUUCAAUAGCUGUGUCUUUCUCUCUGCUUUGUUAUAUUCAUGAUAUCUUUGAUAUCUUACUACUCUUCCCAGAACUUUACGCACCCUGUGGGUUUUUCCCCCCAGAUGGAAGGGCAUAUGUUCCCAUAAGUGUUUUUUUAUCUCCUCUGCUUCUGCUAACAUAUAGAAGAUUAUGCAUUGUUUGUAAGCUAUUACUACUUAUCUACCAUAACCCAAGGCACAGACUGAGUCUCAUGUCUUAAACAAAAGUACAGUAUUCAUGUCAUAUAAGGGAUGUCUCUGAUGUUCUUCAUCGAUAAGUAUUUUAUCGGGACACUGCUAUAUCUUAUCUUUUAAGUGUCUAAAGGGAUGGGACAUGCUUCCUGUAACCAGAGUAAAGACUAAGAUCAUUAAGCUCUAAGUUUUUUAUACUCUGCUGAUAGUCACUAAAUGCUAAAUGACCUUAUCAGAGCACAGAAUGAGACUCAGAGCUAAUGCCAUACCAGUCAUUAUCCAGCUGCACUCAGAUCGAUUGUAUUCACAUGAAAUUUAUGGUUUAUGAUGUAUUGAUUUAUUUGAUUAAUGGUUUAUUUGCAGGCUUUGCUCUGCAGGUGCUUAAAUCUACACUUUAACCUAAAUAGUCAUGUAGCAAUUGUCUAGUUUGUGCCAUAAAUUGGUGUUCUGACAUUGCUUUGUCAUCUUAAGCAAAGUAUUUUGCAGCGGUACCAGUAAUUUAGCAAUACAAGAAUCUGGCCAAUGUAUUGGCCACACUUCUGUUUCUUUCUUUCUUUUAUCAGCAGUUUAAAUAUCGGUCUUCCAGAAGCAAAUGGAUUCUGAUGUGAGGUAUGAAUAAAGGCCGAGGUCAAUGAGGGAUAGAGAUGCAGUCUCCUAUUGGUCAUUUUUAUUUAUUUUUAUCUUUCUUUCUACCAAUCUUACAAUGACUAAAGUUGUUCGACAUAGUUACCACAUAGGAGUGUGCUAAGGUGUAGCAGAAUCCCAGUGCUUACUGCGUCCUCUGCAAUUAUGAUCAGUUAUGAUUCUCAUCGCUGGAAGUUAGAAGUGAAUGAGGUUUGUUGUGUAACCACCGAAAGAAAGCAAUUAGAAAGUGAAAUUAUGGGCCCAUUUUAGAUAGAAAAAUACUAUAACUGGCUGCUGUCUGUUUUCAGAAUGAUAUACACUUCUAUCUUAAAGCCACUCCUCUGUUAAAUUAAUACAGUACAUUUGUUACAUUUUUCAUCAAUUAAUUUAAUGCUGGAGAUCCUACCAAAAUUACUAAAAUUAUGAAAGUGAUUUAAAAAAAAUAUGUGGAAUGACUGAAAAAGGUCAGUAGUUAGGAAAUAAUUUUUUUUUCGUUAUUAUUUUUUUUAUUUAUGAGAAUAUCACAUUUAUGGAUCAUCACCAUGCACCUGAACUGUAUUGAGGUUUAAUUGUUCAUGUGGCAUAUUGCUUUUAUGCAUUCCAUCUGGUGUUGUUUGACUGUUCAGAAAUUAUGCUAAGUGUUUGAACCAGCACAUUGCUCUUGGUACCGUUAAUAGUGUAUGGCUGCUGUGUGAGGCCAACUGAAGGACACUGUGCCCUGGAGGACGGGGAGGGACUGAGCUGACCUGUAUCUCAUGCACAGCUUAGUGAAGAGUAUGAGAGUCGAAUAAAGAGAAUCAGUUUUUAGACAAGUUAAGUCAAGUCAGCUUUUAUUGUCAAUACUACAGUAUGUACAGGACAUACAGAGUAUUGAAACUACAUUACUCUCAGACCCCAUGGUGUAGCAAUAACAUUAAAUAGACGGUAAACAGGAAAAGUGUGUAUUUAAAUAGACACUUGAAAUAGAUUGACAGCUCAGUAAAAUUGUACAAAAAAGGCAGCUCUUUUGUACAAUGACAGCCAUCACUCAGAACUCACUGAUCCCUUCAUCUCUUAGUUUCCCUUAUUUACCUUCAAAAUUACACAGUAAUUUUGGAUUCACUGUUUUGCUUAAGUGCAUGGGCCGUUCUCUGCUCCUCAUGAUCCAGAUUGUCCUCUAGGGUCUACAGAUGUUUAGUCAGUGCAUAGUUUUUUGACUGUAGCAUAAAAUUCUCUGAACAGAUUCGAAUGGAUUUGACCUGAAUGCCGUUGUCCCUGAUUGUAGACUAUUGUGUUCAUGACUUUGGAUGUACAUAAUACUGAACAGGGUAAGAGUGAGUUCAUUUUCUAUUUAAUGUUGUUGAGAGUGAGUUGACAGUGUGUGAGAUAUUUAAUCCAAGUGUUAUUAGCUUAAGUCAUCAUGCUUCUAGUUGCAUAACUUCCUUUUAAAUUACAUAGCAUGGUAAUUAUGACAUUUUUCUAGCAGAUGUUUUGUAGUUUGCCAUUUUGCUACUGUGAUGAGGAAGAGCCCAAUGUGUUGAUUAUUUGAUUUUGGGUUUAUUUCACAUGUAUUUACACAGUGGCCUAUUAUGUAGAGCUAGAUUGUGCUGUCAGACAUGUUAAGUGUGGUUGUACAAUCAAUUUGGAAAGUUAAUUGAAUGCCUGAGGUGUAAACAUUGGCUCUGUGUGUUCCUACAGCUACAGUUUUAUUUAAAGAUGUGCCUAUGGAAUAACAGCUUUGGUGUUUGGGAUCCAAAAUUUUAACUCUUACCAAAUUAUAUCACCAAUUGGCUUAGAGUUUCUUAAGCACUUUCCAAGCAAUGCUUAGGAUGUGUAAGAAAUGAUACUGAACUUCUGUAAUGUAAAAGCACUUUUUAUAAUGUAUGCGUUGACUAAGUGCAGCCAUUGUAAAAUAUCAAAUAAAAAUCACACACAUUUCCUGA